Molecule: messenger RNA, 1293 nt
Organism: Mytilus trossulus (common blue mussel)
Lineage: Eukaryota; Metazoa; Mollusca; Bivalvia; Mytilida; Mytilidae
Product: Golgi to ER traffic protein 4 homolog
Exons: 9
Coding region: 9-977 (322 amino acids)
Biological process (GO): protein insertion into ER membrane
Cellular component (GO): BAT3 complex; cytosol
Molecular function (GO): protein binding
Source: RefSeq, a predicted model, not a curated record
GUAAAAAAAUGGCAGCUUCUAGAAACGGUGGUGUUGACAGAGUUCUAAGAAAAUGUCAAUCAUGUGUGGACGCCGGCAAUUUUUACGAAGCACAUCAAAUGUAUCGAACUCUGUAUUUCAGAUACAAUGGACAGAAAAAAUACACAGAGGCAUUGAACCUUAUAUACAAUGGAGCAGUUACCUUACUUCAACAUAACCAGCAUUCAAGUGGAGCUGAUUUAGCUAUGUUGAUGAUAGAAUUGUUGAAUACUUCUACACAGCAAGUGACAGAUGAUACAAUAGAUAAAGUUCUACAGAUAUUUAAUCUGUUAAAUGCUGAUUCAGCAGAAAAACAUAAUUUUAUGAUAGCUGCAAUUCGAUGGUCAAUGAAUGUUAGUCAACACAAACGUGGACAUCCAGAUCUACAUCAAAAAUUUGGUCUUGCUUUUUGGAAGGACAAGAAUUAUUCUCAGGCCAGAUACCAUUUUAUCCAUUCCGCUGACGGUGAUAAUUGUGCCUUGAUGUUGGUAGAAUUCCAUGUCAACCAUGGAUACUCUUCAGAAGUUGACAUGUUCAUAGCACAAGCAGUUUUACAAUAUUUAUGUCUACAGAAUAAAGAUACUGCUCUGAUAGUGUUUACCAAUUAUACAAAACAGCACCCAGGAGUGUGUAAGGGGCCUCCCUAUUUACUGCCUUUACUGAACUUUGUAUGGUUUCUAUUAUUAGCAUUAGAGGGGGGUAAGGUAACAGUGUUUUCUAUUCUCUGUGAUAAAUAUGAGUCUUCUAUCAAGAGAGAUCCAAGUUAUAAAGAGUAUUUAGAUAAAAUUGGUCAAUUAUUCUUUGGAUUGCCACCACCAAGGAAAAGCAACCAGGGCAUGUUUGGUAAUUUACUAAAUAGUUUACUAGGAGGAGGAGAAGAAGAACCUAUGCAAACAUCAACAGAAUCAGUGCAGUCUCCGAAAGUGGAAAAAGUUGAAUCUGUCGUAGAUUUGGACUAGGGUGUCAUCAUUGUUAUAAUUAUAAACAAUUGUUGAAAUGUAUUCAUUGACUAUUCGUUUAUUCAUGAAUUCAGUAAAAAAAACUUUGUGUUUUUACAGAUUUACUUCAUAGUUGGGGAAAAAAAUCAAUCUUGGUAUGAAAGAAAAAUAUUUCAGCGAUAACAAGACCUCAAUUUCAUACAUGUAUUCAAAGUUUUGGUAUUAUUUUUGUUGGAGUGAAAAUGUCGAGAGACUUUUUUUUUGAGUGAGAGUUUUAUUGGAACAGUUUUUUACUUUUUAUUUAUAAGCAAAAACAUCAGUUAACAAUGAAAAUUGU